Messenger RNA from Anopheles coustani, 1767 nucleotides. Its product is annotated as peroxidase-like. NCBI's taxonomy places the organism in Eukaryota, Metazoa, Arthropoda, Insecta, Diptera, Culicidae. Gene Ontology annotation, molecular function: heme binding; peroxidase activity. The transcript has 4 exons. The record is from RefSeq and is a predicted model, not a curated record. Gene Ontology annotation, biological process: response to oxidative stress. Bases 1 to 1767 code for a protein of 588 amino acids.
AUGUCAAUGAAGUCCUACAGGAUACUUAUCGUGCUAGUGGUAACGGUAAUCCAGGAGAUCCAGAGUCAGUGCACCAAUUCUUCUUACAGAUCGUUUGAUGGAACCUGUAACAACAUACAAAAUCCAACAUGGGGAUCGGUAAAUACACCGUUCUCCCGCCUUAUACCCGCGAACUACGGCGAUGGAAAAUCGAGCCCUCCAGUAGCGCAAGACGGUAGUGACCUGCCGAAUGCUCGGCUCCUUUCAGUCGAAGUGUUCGAAGAGGAAGAACAAAACAGUCCGUAUUUCGCUCUAGUCAAUAUGCAGUUUGGACAGGUUGUGGCCCACGAUAUGGCAUUUGCACGCGGAGUUUUCGAUCCGGUUACAUGUUGCGCGAGUGGUCGUCUCCAACCAAAUCUUGGAUCAAGAUGUAUUGCCAUACCAGUGUCAGACCGGGAUCCUGUUUUCUCUGCCCGAGGAAUAGAGUGUUUGAAUAUGGUCCGUACAACAACUACCUGUGAUCUAAAUACUAACUGUACACAGGCUGAACAGAUUAACUCCGUUACCUCGUUCCUGGACCUAUCCAUAGUGUACGGUAAUAGUGCCAAUGAAUGCAAUCAGCUGCGAACGCUGGAUUCGGGGUUGUAUAAAGUUGAACAACGCGUUGGACAGGAAUGGCCUCCGAGGCAUCCAAACGCUUCCAUCACUUGUAGCCUGCGCACCCCAGCCGAAUCAUGUUACCGUACCGGUGAUGGUCGAGCUAACCAAAGCCCACACCUAGCUAUGUUACAUAUCACUUUUGUGAGAGAACAUAAUCGCAUUGCAAGAAGAUUGAAGACACUCAAUCCAACUUGGGAUGAUGAGAAAUUGUUCCAAGUAGCUAGGCGCAUCAACAUUGCUCAAUAUCAACAUAUCGUGUACUACGAAUGGCUUCCAGGUCUACUUGGCCAAAACUACAUGCAGAGUGUUGGACUCCAGUACCAGACGACUGGUUUCAGCAACGAUUACAAUCCCAAUGUUAAUCCAUCGGUCAUUAAUUCUCAUACAACGGCCGCAUUCCGAUUUUUCCACUCGUCCAUUCAAGGCACUUUGAAAUUCUACGAGGAAAGUCGAAAAUCGUUGACAAAGAUUGACAUCAACGACCACACGAAUAACCCCACAAUCUUGGAGCAAACAUCGGAUCGGUACCCCGAUCUCUUGCGCGGAAUGACCACACAACCGAUGGGAUUGAACGAUGCCAGCUUAGACCCGGCGACCAAGCAUUUCCUCUUUAGAUUCAACAAUAUGUUUGGCGUCGACCUAAAGGCUCUCGAUAUACAGCGUGGACGCGAUCAUGGUCUACCAGGGUACAAUGAUUUCGCAAAUUACUGUUACAAAAAACGCGCCUCAACGUGGGAAGAUUACAACCUGUCGCUGAUUCCAAAUGCUGUGGAGCUUCUCAGUAUUUAUUACAAUUCUGUUGAUGAUCUUGAUCUAUCGGUGGGCCUAGCAUUCGAAAAGAAGAUCGAUGAAACACAAACUGGACUGGUUAUGCGAUGUAUCUUAACCGAACAAUUCCUGCGCACACGUAGAGGGGAUCGUUACUUCUACGAAAAUGGACAAGCGGCUGUCGGAUUUACGGUCGGGCAGCUGCGGGAGAUUCGUAAAGCAAAUAUUGCUCGAAUUUUGUGUGACACUUCGACAGAUGUGCAGCAGAUGCAAUCCGCAGCAUUCCUGUUACCGUCCAGAACUAAUCCUCUUGGUCCAUGUAGUGCACUUCCCACACCAGAUCUCAAGAUUUUCACUUAG